Messenger RNA from Helobdella robusta, 1173 nucleotides. RefSeq lists its product as hypothetical. Gene Ontology annotation, biological process: cytoplasmic microtubule organization; non-motile cilium assembly. Bases 1 to 1173 code for a protein of 390 amino acids. Lineage: Eukaryota; Metazoa; Annelida; Clitellata; Rhynchobdellida; Glossiphoniidae. The record is from RefSeq and is a predicted model, not a curated record. Gene Ontology annotation, cellular component: centriolar satellite. The transcript is spliced from 11 exons.
AUGAAGGUUGCCGAGUACAGGAAUCAAAUUCAAUCACACAAAAAUGAAAUCAAGAUGCUAAACAAGAUCUUAACGCAGGAAGUUGGUGAAAACACAUCUAUCCAAGCACUGAUGAACAAUCCAGGUACGUGGAAAGGCAGAGUCCAACAAAUCAUCACUUUACAAAAAAAGGUAGCAGAACUGAAGAAACAGUUGGAGCAAGUGACUAUCACGUCAAGUGGAACGAACAAAAAUGACAGCACCUCCGAUGAUUAUGAAGAUUCUUAUUGUUUAUCAUCAACACAGCAGCGCCUCCAGCCAGCACAGCCAUCGUUCUCUUCACUUUCAACCAUCAAUACCACUUCGUCAAAUCUCGAAGACAAGCAGAAGGAUAAAAUAAAACAGAUUGAAAAACAGAGGAAGGAAGCAACCGAAAAACUGAAAAACGAUUUGAAAGAGAUGGAGCAAGAUUUAAAUAACUUGAAACAGAAGUACGAAGCUAGCAAAGCAAGGAACCAAGUGCUGUCAAAUGAGUCGAGGACAUUAAAACAUCAGGUGCAGAUGUUGAUGGAAAAGGGGAAGCAUGAUGACGAACUGGUUGAGGCACUCCUGAAACAACAAAAUCAGCUGAAGCAAGCCUUGUUAACUGAUUCCAACAACAUGAAAAAGGACAAACAAAACGAGAAAAACGAGCUGAACAGGUUGCAAGUCGAGAACAAUGCCAUAGAGCAGUACAAAAAUGAAUAUGAAGAACUGACGGCAUUAUAUUUAGCAGUGACCGUUGAAAGAGAUAAACUGAAUGAACUGCUCAAAGUUUUGGAAAGCAGAUCACAGCAGAUGAUGACACAGAUCACAGAACUACAGAGCAAGUUACAGAACCAGUUGAAAAUCAACGCAGCUCUUGAAAAACAAAUCGGCAAACUUAAGUUAGAAAAAGGACCGCAGCAUUCCAGAAUGCCAACAUACAUUGGUGGUGGUGACUGCUUGAAGCAAAACGAUAAAGAAGACCUACUUAUGAAAAUAGACAUACAGAAGGAUGAGAUUGAAGCACUGAAGGCCAGCUUGCAAAGUACGAUGAAAUCAAGAGAGGAGGACAUGACCAUCUACACGUCCAUCCUUGAAGAAUCAAGGAGAAUAUUCUCUGAAACUCUUAGGAAAGAAAGGCAAAGAACUGCUAUGAUAAAUGCUGGCUAA